GUCAGAGUGGUAAGAAUAAGACUCUUUUUUGUUAUAUUUUGAAUGUUCAAAAACUCCCAAAAAGACAGACCAAGAGAAGAUGAAGACUGAAAGAGGGAAGAAAGAAGAAAGAAGUAAACCGAAAGUGAUCGACUCUACUCGACUCAGCUCAACUCGCCCUCUUCACUACGUCUCCUGUAAUUGUCUUCUUUAAUGCUCUCUCUCUCUCUCUCUCUCAUAUCCAUUUGGACCGACUCUCUUUCUAUCUCUCUCACUCUCUCUCUCUCUCUCUCUCUCUCUCUCUCUCUCUCUCUCUAUAAUUUUCAAGAUCUGGUUUCGAAGAUUCUUCUCUUCCAAACCUCAAACCUUUCGCCCUCUUAAUAAUAAUACUUAGGGUUUUUGAUUUGUUGUCUUUGUCUACUACCACCUUCUUACUCCCCUUCCUCUUCUUGUAUAUCUACAUUUCCCUGUUUGAACUUGGAUGAGCUCAAAUGGAAAGAACUCGACCCAAGAGGUCCUCCAACAUUUCAACCGCAACCUCCUUCCAAAGAUUCCACACCAGAGAACGACAACAAGAACCACCUUUCUCUCAAGGUAACAGGCCAGUCCAACACCCAAGCAAUUUUCCAAAGUUGGCCUCUGAUUCUAGUUCUUGCAGUAGUGGCACAGCAGAUGAUGACUCGUUCACGUUUGAAUUGGGGUUGAGAUCUUCAAAACAAGCUGCUGGAACUCCAAUCAAGAACUUAUUAGCAAAGGAGAUGUCGAAAGAAAAUGAAUCAAGAAGGAGAGCACCUAGUGUUGUUGCCAGACUGAUGGGGCUUGAUGGUUUGCCUCCUCAAAAACCAGCUUACAGAGAAGAUAAUGGCAUUUCUGAUGGUUAUCUUAUUAGGACAGUAAGACCUGUGGAUAAAUGUCAAAGAAGUAGCCGUCGAUAUGACAGCAAAUCUUCUAGGAAAAGCUCAAUGGAUGAACAAGAAUUUAAGGAUGUCUUUGAAGUUCUGGAAACAUCAAAGUUAGGGAGUUGUAGUCAUCCAUCGCAGAAGAGUAUGGCAAACUCGAAUCUGACUGAUGCUGAGAUGGCAUUUAUUCGGCAGAAAUUCAUGGAUGCUAAACGUCUUUCGACUGAUGAGAAGCUACAGGGUUCGAAGGAGUUCCAUGAAGCACUUGAGGUCCUUGACUCUAACAAGGAUCUCUUGCUGGAAUUUUUUAAGCAACCAAACUCACUGUUUACAAAGCAUCUGCAGGAUCUGCAAGGUGCUACUCCCCAGCCUCUUUGUGAUCGCGUAGCAGCGACGAAGUCAUCAAAUGCUCGGAUUUAUGAGAAGACACGCCAUGACAGUAAAUCAGCUAGAGAGCCUUUUCACAAGAGUCACAGUGCAUCUUCUCAACGGCAUCGUGAUAGGCGCAGUAAGAACUCUGACUUCCAUGCUGCUCAAAAUUCCCUCAAGUCAUUAAAUAAUCAACGAGAGGGAAAGGAGGAGCCUGCCAUUCUCCCUACAAGAAUCGUUGUUCUGAAACCAAAUCUUGGGAAGGUGCUAAAUACUGAUAACAUUGUUUCAUCUUCUUGUUCUUCACAUGCUUCAUUACCAGAGUGUAGGAAUGACACUGAAAUCUCAGCUAUUAAAAACAGGGAGGUUGAAUUAUUAGGAGGGAGAAACUUCAGACGUGAUGCGGGGAUUUCUGGUCAUAGGUCUAGGGAAUCAAGAGAACUUGCGAAGCAAAUUACUCGGCAAAUUAAAAAUAGUUGUAGCAAUAGUUCCGUGAAGCUAUCAUCUUCUACAUUUAAGGGAUAUGCUGGGGAUGAGAGUUCGUGUAGUAUGUCUGGUAGUGAAUCCGCAAAUGAAUCAGAGACAAUGUCGACGAGUUCCAAAUAUUCUUAUGACCUGAGUAAGCGAUCCAGGUCCUUGUCAUCACGCUCUACUGAAUCAUCUGUGAGCAGAGAAGCCAAGAAAAGAUUGUCAGAAAGAUGGAAACUCACCCACAAGUCUCUGGACAUGUCAGUGGUUAGUAGAGGCAGCACGCUUGCUGACAUGCUUGCUAUCCCUGAUAAGGAAACUAGACCACCAUAUCUGGAUAGCAUAACUGAUGAGGAAGGAUCCAGGAACAAAAUUGUUUGUGAUAGUGAUGGGCCUGCUCAGUGGGUUGAACCUUUGGGUAUUAGCAGCAGGGAUGGCUGGAAAGAUGGAUGUAUCAGCAAUUUAACAAGAUCAAGAUCUCUUCCCUCAUCUACUACCGUCUUUGGAAGUCCCAGAGCAAUCACACGCUGUGAACCAAUACGUGAUGACAGGUAUGUAAUACCGAAAGAGGCUUUAAAGCGAGAAAGAGUUAAUGCACAAAAGAUUAAAACGGAUAAGAAGAGUGUCAACAGAAACUUAGGAUCAAGUGGCAAGAGAUCACAUCAUUCUCGCUCAAUCAGAGAAAGUAAGGACUCCUCAAUCAAAACUGUUGCCACCCAAAAUCAUGUAAAUGUUAAACUUGAAGUGAGUGGCCGUCAGCCCCAGCAGAAAAUAGAAGACAUUAAGUCGUUAACUGAUAAUCUCACAGAUGAUAGGAGUCCAGUUCCUCUACGUUGCUUGGAUGGUGAACAUAAGACAACAAAGCCUCUAAAUAAUUCAAUCCCAGAAUUACCAGCACAUGUAAUGGUUGCUGAUGUUUGCCAUGUUGGUGACCGAGAUUGCAUAAAUCUUCAGGCACAAACGGAGUCCCAUGAACAAACUCCAAUACCCUCAAAACAUUCUGUUCCUGGGCUAGAAUCACCUGCAAGUUCUAAGGAGGCUGAACAACCGAGUCCAGUUUCAAUUCUCGAAGUUCCUUUCACUGAUGAUGUGUCUUCUUGUUCUGAAUGCUUUGAGAGUCUCAGUGCUGAUUUGCAAGGGCUUCGUAUGCAACUUCACCUACUCAAGUUGGAAUCAGAAUCCUAUGAGGAAGGACCUAUGCUUGUCUCUAGUGAUGAUGAAGUUGGGGAAGGAGCUGAGGUUUCAGAUGCAUUUGGAUCGUCUCAACGGAGUUGGGAGUCUUGCUACGUGGUGGAUGUCUUAAUCCAUUCUGGUUUAAAAGAAGCUGAUCCAGAUGAAUUCUUGGCAGCAUGGCACACUCGAGAAUGUCCUCUUAGUCCUUUCUUGUUUGAAGAACUAGAGAAGAAGUACAACAACGAGACUUCCCCACCAAAGUCUGAGAGAAGGCUGCUUUUCGAUAGAAUAAGUAGUGGGAUUUUGGAAAUGUAUCAACCGUUCACUGAUCCUCAUCCAUGGAUAGGGUCUUCUACUGGAACAAUGUCGGGUCCAAGGUGGUCUAAGAAUGAGGUAGAGGAUGGUGUUUGUCUGUGGCUCACUAAGCAAGCAAAGAAUGUGAAGAAAGAGACAGCAGAGAAAGUGAUGGGUAGGGAAUCAGAGUGGCUGGACAUGGGCGAUGACAUUGAUAUACUAGGUAGAGAAAUGGAGACGUUGUUGUUAGAAGAGCUAAUGGAAGAGUUUUUAGUUGCCAUGUAGAGAUUUUCUUUUAACCAAAGCUAUUUUUGUUCUUAGGAGACCUUAAUAGUUAAUACUACUCUCGUCUUAUGUAAAUGAAGAGUUGUUCACCAUGAAAUGAUUAUUUCAUGAGAACAUGAAUAAACAAAUAUGAAAUGGUUACACCAAAA
Messenger RNA from Cannabis sativa, 3616 nucleotides. RefSeq lists its product as uncharacterized. Lineage: Eukaryota; Viridiplantae; Streptophyta; Magnoliopsida; Rosales; Cannabaceae. The transcript is spliced from 5 exons. The record is from RefSeq and is a predicted model, not a curated record. Bases 471 to 3467 code for a protein of 998 amino acids.